GAGGAUUGUUAAAAUGUAUUUUUGAUAUGUAACCGGUGUCUGGGAAAUAAAUCGAUUGGGCGAAUUUGGCUUUUCAUUUACACCAUCCCCACAUAAUUUGGGGGCUCGUCCGGGAUACGGGAUGGUGGAAUAAAGAAAAAACAGACGAAGACUAUGAUGCCGGUGAUUUAACCUGAUUAAGAAUUUACGAAUUACGAACGAAGACUAAGAUUUAAAGAAGCUUAUGAUUAUACGAUUACGACUUGAAGACUAUAAAACUUUUUAUUUACAUUAUUCAACAUGCCGCCGAAACGAGUAAAAGAUGAUGAUGAUUGUGGUGAACCAUCGCCGCGUAUUUCCUUCAAUGACUUAGAGAAAUCAAUGACGCCAUUUUCGGGUGAUGAUGCCUAUGGCAUCGAAACAUUCGUAAAAGAUUUUGAAGAUAUUUCCUCUUUAAUGCAAUGGGGCGAAAUAGAAAAACUCAUAUUUUCGAAGCGGCUUCUCGCGGGAACCGCCAAGCUAUUUUUACGUUCACUAAGUGGGACCACCACGUGGGAUACACUUAAGUCUGAGCUCCGUGAGGAAUUUGGUAAGAAGUUGAACAGUGCAACUGUUCACAAGAGACUUUCAACUCGCCGGAUGAAGAUGAAUGAGACUCAUCAGCAAUAUUUUUUACAUAUGAAGGAACUUGCAGUACUUGGGAAUGUUGAAGAUGAAGCCCUGAUGGAAUAUGUCAUCGACGGUAUUAAAGACAGUGAGUCCAACAAAAAUAUUUUAUAUGGCGCUUGUAACAUUAAAGAAUUCAGAAAGAAAUUAGACAUUUAUUCAGAAAUUAAGAAAAAAUCAUAUUCACCUAAUAAGAUUCAAAGUAAUUCAGUAUCAAAGUCCAUUGGCAUGAAAAUUCAAAAAACACUACGAGUAAAGAGAUGUUUCAAUUGUGGAGAUUUAGAUCAUGAGUCGCCUAAUUGUACUAAAGGCAUUAAAUGUUUUAAAUGCAACUUGUUUGGCCAUAAAUCAACUGAAUGUUCUAAAAGUAUAAAAAAGAGUUUGGAAAUUAUGUCAACUAAAAAUAAUAUUGAUGUGAGACCUUUCAAGAAGCUGAAAAUAAAUAAUAUUGAUGUAGAAGCCCUGAUUGAUACCGGAAGCGAUGCUAAUUUAAUAAUUAUGUCUUAUUUUAGGAAGAUUCAAGGUGAAAAAUUGUUAUCUUAUAGUUCAGGAACAACAGAAACUUUAACUGGAAUAGCUGAAAAGGAAAUUUAUACAAAAGGAUCUUUCACAGCAAAAAUUGAAAUUGAUGAUUGUUAUUUUGAAACUUUAUUUUAUGUUGUUGAUGAUGGCGCUAUCCCUGUCAACAUUAUAUUAGGAAAUCCUGUACUGAAAGAAGUAGAAAUCAAUUUUAAAUCUGGAACUAUCACUGCAACAAGAAUAUUACACCUUACAAUGCUAGAGAAUGAAAAUGAAGAUAUCACAAAUAUUGAAAACAAAGAAUAUAAGAAUAAAAUACAGAAUAUUAUAAAAGAAUAUAACCCCAAAAGAUGUACUAAAGCAUCAAAUGUAAAACUUAAAAUAUUAUUAACCGAUGAUGUACCAGUUUAUCAGAAUCCACGACGAUUGUCACCUUUGGAGCUUAACAUUGUUGACAAACAGAUUAAAGAAUGGCUUGAUGAAGGAAUAAUAAAAACAAAAGGUGAAAUUAAACCUUCAGUGGAGAAAAUUGCCGCUGUAGAACAUUUUCAGACUCCUCACAAUAUAAAGUCACUUCAAAGUUUCCUCGGACUAACAGACUGCUCCGCCUUGACUAUGACAUUGCAGAAAAAAGACUUACCUCCGAGAGUAGCUCGCUGGGCGCUCUUACUUGAAGAAUAUGACUACACGAUUGAACAUCGGCCUGCAGCAAGGAUGAAACAUGCAGAUGCUCUCAGCCGACAGCCUAUAAAGAAUAUAAUUGUACUUACCGAUACCGCAGCACGCCUGCGAAGAGCUCAAGAUGAUGAUCUGCAAAUAAAACUAAUAAAGAAAGUAUUAGAAAAGGAAUCUUAUGAUGACUAUGUUUUAGAGAAUGGAAUGUUAUGGAAGAUUAAGGAUGGAAAUAAAUUAAUGGUUGUACCUAAGAAAAUGCAAAAUGAAAUUAUAAGAAAACAUCAUGAAAACGGACAUUUUGGUUGUGUUAAGACUGAGGAAUUAAUAAAUAGAAAUUAUUAUAUGGAGAAUUUAAAAGAAAAGAUUAAAACAAACAUUGAUAAUUGCGUGGAAUGUAUACUUAAUUCAAAUAAAAGAGGAAAGAAGGAAGGAUUUCUACAUGUAAUAGAUAAAGGUGAUUUACCAUUGUCUACUUACCAUAUUGAUCAUCUACGACUGUUGACUCAUCUGGGACAGAUGAUUCUGCAGGAUGACCGUGUGGGAAUAGGAUAAAAUAUUAAGAUGUAUUUCAUGA
This is a messenger RNA of Colias croceus (clouded yellow), 2413 nucleotides long. RefSeq lists its product as uncharacterized. Gene Ontology annotation, molecular function: nucleic acid binding; zinc ion binding; aspartic-type endopeptidase activity. The record is from RefSeq and is a predicted model, not a curated record. The transcript is spliced from 2 exons. NCBI's taxonomy places the organism in Eukaryota, Metazoa, Arthropoda, Insecta, Lepidoptera, Pieridae. Gene Ontology annotation, biological process: proteolysis. The coding region runs from base 280 to 2391 and encodes 703 amino acids.